Nanorana parkeri is the source of this 1534-nucleotide messenger RNA. RefSeq names its product ring finger protein 8 (gene RNF8). The record is from RefSeq and is a predicted model, not a curated record. Gene Ontology annotation, molecular function: histone binding; ubiquitin protein ligase activity. The coding region runs from base 2 to 1534 and encodes 510 amino acids. The transcript has 8 exons. Lineage: Eukaryota; Metazoa; Chordata; Amphibia; Anura; Dicroglossidae. Gene Ontology annotation, cellular component: cytosol; ubiquitin ligase complex; site of double-strand break. Gene Ontology annotation, biological process: double-strand break repair; ubiquitin-dependent protein catabolic process; protein K48-linked ubiquitination.
GAUGGCAGAGGACGGGGAGCUAUGCUGGUGUCUGAGGAGAGUCGGGGAAAAGCAGGAACGACUUAUACUGCCUCAGGGGGAGGAGGUGACUAUAGGAAGAGGGAUCGGUGUCACGUACCAGCUAUCUUCUACGUCAUGUCCCUUAAUGAUUUCCCGCACACACUGCAUCUUCCGGCAGAACACAGAGGGCCAGUGGACGGCCACCGAUAACAAUAGCUUGAACGGAGUAUGGGUUAACAAAGAGAGACUAGAGCCACACAAACCGUACACGCUGUCCAAAGGCUCCUCUGUGCAGUUCGGAGUACCUCUUCCAAAUACAGACAAACCUGAGUUUGAAUAUGAAGUAGUUCAGGAGAACCCGGAGCAAAUCCAACCAUUUCUGACCCGUCCUCUGUCCGGCAGGAGCAAAUCUCUACGGAACAAACGUAAACUGAACUGUGACGAUUCUGAGGCCUCCGGAACGGAAGUCGGUACCUCUGGCGUGUCCAGAGCCAAACUCCAGCGUAGAGAAGAACAGCCCAAUAAAUUGCCAAAGCCCGACCUGUCCAAACAGCCGACAAUACCUGUAGAACAGCCAGAACCGGAUUUUGACAUGGCAGCUACACAACAGCAGUGGGCCAACACUUUGCAGCUGUCUAGAAUGAAAGAGUCAAUAGCAGAGCUCCGCAUUCUAAAUGCUCAGGUCCAGGAGAAACACACGGACAUGCAAAAGAUAAAAGAUCCUGAGAAGAGCCAGUCAGAGGAUUGUCUGCUUAAAUGUCGGCAGGAGCUCAAUGAUCUCCAGAAACAACUGUUCGCCAAGAGAAAAGAGCAUCUGCAGAGGGUCCGUGAGCUGCAGAAGAUGCAACAGGAGCAGCAGAGCAAAAGCUCAUCGGCCGAGUCCAAGGCUGCAGAAGAACCCCAUCUGAAGGAGCAGCUCCGCCAACUCCUGCAAGAGCAUUCCCUGCUCAUGGACGAGCUGAAUCGCCAUCACUGGGAUUUUGAAAAGAUUAUUCAGGACAAGAACAGAGAACUCCAGGAGACAAAGAAAGAAAAGGAGAAGAUGGAGGCUCAGAAGGAGGAAGUUCUUAACCAUAUGAACGACGUCCUGGACAACGAGCUGCAGUGCAUCAUCUGUUCUGAGAAUUUCAUAGAGGCUGUCACCCUAAACUGUGCGCACAGCUUCUGCUUCUUCUGCAUCCAGUCCUGGCGGAAGAGGAAGGACGAGUGCCCCAUCUGUCGACAGGAUAUAACAUCCCAGACUCGAUCCCUCGUCCUGGACAACUGCAUCAACCGCAUGGUGGAUAAACUGAGCCAGGAGAUGAAAGAUCGCAGGCUAGCUCUGAUCUUGGAGCGUAAAGGUCAAGGACAGGAAGCAAUCCCAAUUCCCGUAGAGAGUGACAGCAGCUCGGAUAACUCCUUCCUCUCCAUCAUCAACAGCAGCAGCAGCAGCGACGACAGCGACCUGGAGGAAAACGACGACGCGAAUAGCUUAAGUGACAGCGAGGUGACUCCGUACUCCGAGGACGACGAUGAAGUGUACGCCAUCACAUAA